AUGGCAGACAGUAGGAGGGUAGUCAUAGCCUCCUGGUAUCGCACAUUCAUGGGAAUAAUGAAUUUAUUUGGACUAGAAACUAAGACCUGCUGGAAUGUCACCAGAAUAGAACCUCUUAAUGAAGUUCAAAGCUGUGAAGGAUUGGGAGAUCCCGCUUGCUUUUAUGUUGGUGUAAUCUUUAUUUUAAACGGACUAAUGAUGGGAUUGUUCUUCAUGUAUGGAGCAUACCUGAGUGGGACUCAUCUAGGAGGUCUUAUUACAGUACUGUGCUUCUUUUUCAACCAUGGAGAGGCCACCCGUGUGAUGUGGACACCACCUCUCCGUGAAAGUUUUUCCUAUCCAUUCUUUGUACUUCAGAUGUGUAUUUUAACUUUGAUUCUCAGGACCUCGAGCAAUGAUAGAAGACCCUUCGUUGCACUCUGUCUUUCAAAUGUGGCUUUUAUGCUUCCCUGGGAAUUUGCUCAGUUUAUACUUUUUACACAGAUAGCAUCAUUAUUUCCCAUGUAUGUUGUGGGAUACAUUGAACCAAGCAAAUUUCGGAAGAUCAUUUAUGUGAACAUGAUUUCGGUUAUCCUUAGUUUCAUUUUGAUGUUUGAAAAUUCAAUGUACUUCUCUUCUUAUUAUUCUUCAUCUUUAUUAAUGACGUGGGCAAUAAUUCUAAAGAGAAAUGAAAUUCAAAAACUGGGAGUAUCUAAACUCAACUUUUGGGCUUCCCUGCACAUUGCUGGAUGGCAAAAUGAAAGCAUCUCCAAAAGCCUGACUCUGCUUGGAGGCCCUUUACGCUCAUAUGGGGAGACAAUAGCAUUAGUAGUUGGAAGAAGGCUUGCUACACUUUGGAAAUAG
This is a messenger RNA of Piliocolobus tephrosceles (Ugandan red Colobus), 843 nucleotides long. RefSeq names its product dpy-19 like C-mannosyltransferase 1 (gene DPY19L1). Gene Ontology annotation, cellular component: nuclear inner membrane. Gene Ontology annotation, biological process: spermatid development. The transcript has 10 exons. The record is from RefSeq and is a predicted model, not a curated record. NCBI's taxonomy places the organism in Eukaryota, Metazoa, Chordata, Mammalia, Primates, Cercopithecidae. Gene Ontology annotation, molecular function: mannosyltransferase activity. The coding region runs from base 1 to 843 and encodes 280 amino acids.